AUGGCGGGGUCGUUGGUUUGGGUGGAGGCGUCGCGCACUCCCACGUGUAGCCGGCGACUGAGAGCUGAGAGUGUUGAUGGAGAAGGGGGAAUCCUCGCCGGUGGUGAUAGCGGUGCCGGAGGUGAGGGAAAAUUAGUGGCUAGGGCCUAUCUUUAGGCAAGAACAACCAGGGAAAGCCAGGGUUGUGGGAGUUCGGUUCGGCCGAGACAUGACGUAGAAGGGGAGUCGGCACCGGAGUUGAUAGUGGUGACAGAGAAGAGAGAAAAGUAGUGGUUUAGGGUGCUUUGGAGGGUGAAAUUUCGCUUUCAAGGUGGAAAGGAGACUGAUUUCCAUUUACCUUGCUGAAAGUUCGCCCAACGAGAAGUCUCCUAAUUGACACACCCAAUUUUCUGCAAAUUUUGAGGUAGGUUUUCAAGUUGCGGUGUCGCUGUUCCUUGGGCAUAUACAAGUUUUGUUUACGCUCGCUUGAAUCUUCUAAUUUUAAGUUCAAGGAUGGUUUGGACUUUGGAUGGUUGAAUGGCUCCUAUCAUAAUUUGCUAACUAAUAAGGACAAAGAAGUUUUGAUAAUUUGUAAGGAGAAGCUGACGUAUGAGCUAGGUUUUGUUGAAAAUGAUGGCAUCAUUGUCUUUGUGCUCUUUCUCUUGAAAGCUUGAUAGCCUGAUUACUCUUUUGCUCUAGAAAAGAUAGGGUAAGGCGAUGAAAUGGAGGAUAAAAACAUGGCUCGGCUUCUAUUCAGUGCACAAUGGCAUGCUGAUAUCAUAAGGGUUUCGCUGCUUUCUGACAAGUUCUUUAUGGUAAGGAGUAAGGUGAGGUUCCUCGGAGAUUGGCUUAUUGAGGUUAGCUCUUUUAAAUCAAAAUGGAAGCUCCCCUGGAUGAUGGAAAUAGGGACGUGCAAACUUCUGGGGAUGCUGGCAUGAGUACACAUGAAGUUCAAAUUAAUCAAGAACCAUACGAAGGUUUGUCAUUUGAAUCAGAAAAGGCUGCAAGAGAAUUCUAUGAUAAUUACGCCUCACGGGAAGGAUUCACAACUCGUGUUCUUUCAUCACGAAAGUCUGAGCGAGAUGGUUCAAUCAUCUCUCGUGGACUUGGAUGUAGAGGUGUGUCUUAUAGUCGAACAAAAACUACAUUUGAGAAGCAAGAUCGACAAAAUGUUUGUACAGCAAUGAUUCUGUUGAAGAGAGAAAAGGAUGGGGAAUGGGUCAUCCGGAAAUUUGUUAGGGACCAUAAUCAUCCAGUGAUGGUUGACUUGGAGAAAACUCCUCGAACACUCGAUGAGAAGGAUAAGAAAAUUCAAGAAUUGACUGCUGAAGUGCGGAUUAAGAAGCGAUUGAGUGCAUCAUACCGGGAGCAGUUAGAAACAUUGUUGAAGGAUGUUGAAGGCCACAGUGAACAUAUCUCCAAGAAAAUCCAUUUAGUUAAUGAAACUCUUAGGAAACUUGAUGCUCGGAUGGGAAAACUUCCAGAAAUAGAUCAAUGAAUCAUGAGAAAGCACAGCUCAGACAGGUGGAUACCAAUCUGCACGCACGCACACACACCUGUAUUGCUUCUCUGGCCUAACGUGGCUCAAGAUAGAUCUCUGAUCUUUACAAAAACAAGAUUGGAUUCAAGGAGAUAGGAAGGUAAUUUUCUGAGUCUGUACAUUAUGUGAGGCAUUUUGAUUUGUCGUUGGCACAAAGCAAAAAUGGUUUCUUUAGAUUAGUUUGAGGUAAGAAUGUGAUUGUUGCAUGACGGUGCACUCAAGGGCAGAAAGUUGAUGAGACUAAUCUUGUAAAUUCAAAAGGAUUGAUGUCCGAAUUUGUAGUGUAAAAGGGAAGAUGUAAUGCAUUGAGAAAAGCAAUAAUUGUUAAAUUUUAGUAUUUAAGAAAAUCAGAAAUUGUGUAUAAUAUGUAGUUUAAGAGCUUGAUGUUAUCUUUUUGGCAC
This is a messenger RNA of Prosopis cineraria, 1920 nucleotides long. RefSeq names its product protein FAR-RED ELONGATED HYPOCOTYL 3-like. The transcript is spliced from 6 exons. NCBI's taxonomy places the organism in Eukaryota, Viridiplantae, Streptophyta, Magnoliopsida, Fabales, Fabaceae. Bases 857 to 1477 code for a protein of 206 amino acids. The record is from RefSeq and is a predicted model, not a curated record.